Prorocentrum cordatum is the source of this 1605-nucleotide messenger RNA. Lineage: Eukaryota; Dinophyceae; Prorocentrales; Prorocentraceae. The record is from the annotation of a GenBank genome assembly.
CCUUCUGGCUCGUGCGGAGCCAGCGAGGACAUGCGUAGCCAUGGCCGCCGUGCUUGCACCGUAGCCGCCGGCGCCGCGGCACUCCUGAGCCACCCGCUCUCGAAGCGCCCACGGGUCUCGGGGGCCGUGCCGUUUGUCCCGAUGCGCGUCCUGCAGUGGAACGUGUUCGAGGACGGCCUCACGGAUGCGCCUGGCAGUCUCGGAUUCUCUUCCGAGUUUGACCGCAGGUUCUCCACCGUUCUCGGCCACCUGUGCCGGAGCGGCAGCGGCAGCGACUUCUUGGGCUUCGGUAAGGCGCGGGACUUCUCACAGCUACCCCCGGUCGGCCCGAUCGACUCCACAAGCGCGUUCUUCAGCUUCAUCGACGUGGUGUACUGUGCUUUGUACCACUCGUUGGGCGGGGAGGCGAGGUUCGGCGACAGCGCACCCGGCGAUGCCCCCAACCUCGGCAACAGCCUCCGCACACUGUUCCUGCACAGUGCGCCGACAGAGCCGGCUGGGAGCACCUCGCCGACGGAAUGGCACACUCCUCGGUUCGAUGAGGAGCUCAAGAAGAUCUCCGCCCCCACCGCCGUGGCUGACCGCGUCAGGCGCUUGAGGGGUCAGGUUUUCGAGCCUUCUCGGGGGGUGCUGAGCUGGGACAGGGCAUCGUUGGACGGCGUGUGGAAGCGAGACAAGAACGUCUGGAGGGACAAGUGGAUUCCAGACCUGUCCGCGAUGAUGUCUCCGCCGCCGGCGCUUGAGCCGGAGGUGGCAGAGGCCCUCUCGAGGCUGAUGCACGUGGCCAGAGACGGCGACCGCGACGACACCGACAUGACGUCGCUGAUCGCCGUGUCGCUCGGCGACAGCGGCGACCUCCAGCGGGUGAGGACCUUCACUCUGCAGGCGUCGGUGCGGUGGCUGCUCGUGCAGAUGUGCCAGCACUCGGCCGACAAUGCGCAGGCGGGCCCCGCCGUCGCCGCCUUCGCCGGCCUCGGCGAGGCGCCGGGGUCGGCGGAGGCGCGGGCGGACGCGCUGCUGCCGGAGGUGCUGCGUGCGGUCGAGGCCUGGUUCUCGGAGGCGGUGCUGGCGUCCAGGCACGCCAGGGUGUGCCAGCGGGUCGGGCAGCUGAGCCCAGACGUGGCGACGCUGGUGGAGUUCGACGAGCAGUGGCGCCGGCACGGGCUGCCCGCCAGCAGGCGCUACGCGGCGGUGUCGGGAAGGGGCACGGCGUCGGUCAUGUUCGACUCCGACCAGUUCGAGCGCGUGGAGGAGUUAGGCGGGGUCAAGGUCGCGCAGACGAUCCAGGAGCAGCACGGGGUCUGCCCCAAGUCCUCCUGCGUCGUCCUGCUGCGCCGCAGGGGGGACGCCGCCCUCGUGCUGGUGGCCGCCGUGCACCUGGAGAGCGCCCCGCCGAGCGACAGCGCGAAGGUUCAGCUGCGCGCCGGGCAGCUGCGCGCCACGCUGGCCCACCUCUCCGAGACCGCGACACCCUUGCGGCCGCCGGGCACGGCCUCGCGCUCGUGCUGGGCGGGGACUUCAACGCCCUGCCGGAGGAGUUCCUGCACGGCAGCGGGGGCGCCUUCUGGCAGUCUCCGGCCGUCGAGCGCGUGCGGCCGCGGCUGA